AAAUGCUCCAUGGCUAAGAGAAAAGCUGAAGAACAGAUUUCAGGUGUUCCUGUCAACAAAAGGAAGUCUCUGCUAAUGAAGCCUCGCCACUACAGUCCCAGCCUGGAAUGCAAAGAGGAAAAUGAAGACAGGACAGAUUUACAGGAGAAUAUCAGUUUUUUCUUACAUGUUUUUCUCUUGUCCUUUUCUUAUGCAGAGGAAAGAAUUGCAAAACCAUGUGAGGAAACACCUCAUUCAGGUGGGCAAGAAAAUUCUAGUCAAAGAAAAGAUAACUACACCAGUUACCAAGAUGCCAUGGCCAAAUCUUUGAUGAACAGUGGAAAAAUUGCAAACGAUGCACCCAGUCAAGCAGUGGCAGAAAAUCUAAAUGACAGUGGCAUUCAAUCCUUAAAAACAGAAAGUGAUGACACUGAUGAAUGUUACAUGAUUGACUCAGCUGAAGGAAAGGAAAAGACUGUUAUUUCUGACCCAAAAUAUUGUUCAUCUGAGGAAAAUGAAAGUAACUCUGAAAUGAUGGAUAAUGAGUGGGACAGCUCCUCAAGUUUUUCAGAAGAAACUAGUGUAAAGCCCCAUGUAACUCAGAAAUAUAUUGCAGAGUGUAAUCAACCUAGCAUGUUGGAAGUCCCUGAAAUUAAGAAGGAGGAGGUAGAAUUUGACCCUUGUGAAACACUUUGUGAUUCAGGAACAGAGCUAAGAGCACCCCAGGAGUCUCACCCAGAUUCUUUUGAGAAGAGAAUUCAGAAUGUGUUCCCUGAAAGCGAAGAAGAUGACAACGAGUGCCUGUCAGAAACCACGGAAAUGUCAGUUGAACUGGACAAAGCAAAAGGGAACUUGAGUUUGCUAGAAGAAGCAAUAGCUCUGCAGGCAGAGCAAGGGCAUGUGUUUCACAGCACCUACAAGGAACUGGAUAGGUUUCUCCUGGAGCAUCUAGCAGGAGAGAGGAGACAAACCAAAGUUAUUGACGUUGGUGGGAGACAGUUAUUUAGCAACAAACACUCACCCAGGCCUGAAAAGAGAGAAACCAAAUGUCCCAUCCCAGGAUGUGAUGGCACAGGGCAUGUGACUGGACUGUACCCCCACCAUCGCAGUCUCUCAGGCUGUCCUCACAAAGUUAGAGUGCCACUAGAAAUUCUUGCCAUGCAUGAAAAUGUUUUAAAGUGCCCCACUCCAGGAUGCACUGGAAGAGGACACGUCAACAGCAAUCGCAACACACACAGAAGCCUUUCUGGUUGUCCAAUUGCUGCAGCUGAAAAGUUGGCAAUGUCCCAGGAAAAAAACCAGCUCGAGUCUCCAAAAGCAGGGCAGUGCCAUGAUCAAAUUCACAGCACAAAUUUAACUAAGCAGCUUGAGGUAGCUCAGUACAAUUACAGAACUUCACAACCAGUCACUUCUUCCAGAACCACCCUCACAAAAGAAAAGGAGAAGUUUGGGAAAGUACCCUUUGAUUAUGCCAGCUUUGAUGCACAAGUCUUUGGCAAACGCACAAUAGCACCUGCAGUGCAAGGGCAAAAAACACCACAGUUCCUUGAAUCAAAGCAUUUUUCAAAUCCAGUGAAAUUUUCUAAUCGACUGCCUAGUGCUAGCGCCCACACACAGAGCCCUUGCCAUGCCAACUCUUAUAGCUACGGUCAAUGUAGUGAAGACACCCACAUAGCAGCAGCUGCUGCUAUCCUGAACCUUUCCACCCGCUGCAGGGAAGCAGCAGAGAUCCUCUCCAACAAACCACAGAGUCUGCCUGCCAAGGGAACUGAGAUAGAAGUGGAUGAAAAUGGCACUCUGGAUUUGAGCAUGAAAAAGAACCGAAGCCAAGACAAAGUUACGCCUCUCACUUCUUCCAGUACAGUACUUCCCACUCCUUCCUCUUCUCCUUUCAAAACAAGCAGCAUCCUGGUAAAUGCAGCCUUCUACCAGGCUCUUUGUGAGCAAGAAGGCUGGGACACACCAAUCAACUACAGCAAGACACAUGGCAGGAAAGAAGAAAAGGAGAAAGACCCAGUGAGCUCUCCAGAAAACAUGGAAGAAAAAAAGUAUCCAGGAGAAGUCUCCAUACCAAGUCCUAAACCCAAGCUCCAUUCAAGAGAUCUCAAAAAGGAACUCAUCACCUGUCCAACUCCAGGAUGUGAUGGUAGCGGUCACGUAACAGGAAACUAUGCCUCACAUCGCAGUGUUUCUGGGUGCCCAUUAGCUGACAAGACAUUAAAAUCCCUUAUGGCUGCUAACUCUCAGGAGCUUAAGUGCCCAACACCUGGUUGUGACGGCUCUGGCCAUGUGACUGGGAACUAUGCAUCACACAGAAGCUUAUCUGGUUGUCCCCGUGCCAGAAAAGGUGGUAUCAAAGUGACUCCUUCCAAGGAUGAAAAAGAAGACCCUGAACUUAAAUGUCCAGUGAUAGGCUGUGAUGGCCAAGGUCACAUAUCAGGUAAAUACACUUCUCAUCGCACUGCUUCUGGUUGUCCUUUGGCUGCCAAGAGACAGAAGGAGAGUCCCGUCAAUGGGUCUUCACUAUCCUGGAAACUGAACAAACAAGAGCUGCCACACUGUCCUUUGCCAGGCUGCAACGGGCUGGGUCAUGUUAAUAAUGUUUUUGUCACCCACAGAAGCCUAUCUGGUUGUCCUCUGAAUGCACAAGCCAUAAAAAAGGGCAAAAUUUCGGAAGAGUUAAUGACUAUCAAGCUUAAAGCAAGUGGUGGUAUUGAGAGUGAUGAAGAAAUCAGACAUUUGGAUGAAGAAAUAAAAGAACUGAAUGAAUCCAAUCUUAAAAUUGAAGCUGACAUGAUGAAACUUCAAACCCAGAUCACAUCUAUGGAGACCAACCUGAAAACAAUAGAAGAAGAGAACAAACUCAUAGAGCAGAACAAUGAGAGCCUGUUGAAGGAGCUAGCUGGUUUAAGCCAAGCCCUCAUCUCCAGCCUUGCUGACAUUCAGCUUCCACAGAUGGGGCCAAUCAGUGAGCAGAAUUUCGAAGCAUAUGUAAAUACACUCACAGACAUGUACAGCAAUCUGGAACGGGACUAUUCCCCCGAAUGCAAAGCUCUGCUGGAAAGUAUCAAACAGGCAGUGAAGGGCAUCCAUGUGUAGGAUGUGAAAGCUGCUGGGCAACAGAAAUUACUUAACAGCAGUAAACUCCAGAUGGAUCUGUUAGGAGUUCAUGUACUGCUAAGGGGUGUAGGUUGCCAUGCUGCAUUUACAAUUGCAACAUUGCACUAAUUUUUUCCCAGCUGACAUAAAAAAAGAAUAAAAACACAACAGACUAUUUGUAUUAACAGCAAUGCACUCCGUUAGUAUAUUAUAUUUAUUUCAGUACAAUUCCUUUUUUUUCU
Messenger RNA from Phasianus colchicus (ring-necked pheasant), 3320 nucleotides. The record is from RefSeq and is a predicted model, not a curated record. NCBI's taxonomy places the organism in Eukaryota, Metazoa, Chordata, Aves, Galliformes, Phasianidae.